Molecule: messenger RNA, 1352 nt
Organism: Leptonychotes weddellii (Weddell seal)
Lineage: Eukaryota; Metazoa; Chordata; Mammalia; Carnivora; Phocidae
Source: RefSeq, a predicted model, not a curated record
CCACGCUGGGCCCCGCUCACCGACAUGCUGACCUUCUUCCUCGUCUCCGGGGGAUCCCUCUGGCUGUUCGCGGAGUUCAUUCUCUCGCUUCUGGAGAAGAUGCAGACCCAGGAGAUCCUGAGGUUGCUGCGGCUGCCUGAGCUGGGUGACUUGGGCCAGUUUUUCCGCAGCCUCUCAGCCACCACCCUCGUGAGUGUGGGUGCACUGGCCGCCAUCCUCGCCUACUGGUUCACUCACCGGCCAAAGGCCUUACAACCACCAUGCAACCUCCUGAUGCAGUCAGAGGAAGUGGAGGACAGUGGCGGGGCCCGGCGAUCUGUGAUCGGCGACGGCCCUCAGUUGCUCACCCACUACUACGAUGAUGCCAGGACCAUGUACCAGGUGUUCCGCCGUGGGCUCAGCAUCUCAGGGAAUGGACCCUGUCUUGGCUUCAGGAAGCCGAAGCAACCUUAUCAGUGGCUGUCCUACCAGGAGGUGGCUGACAGAGCUGAAUUUCUAGGGUCUGGACUUCUCCAACACAAUUGUAAACCAAGUACAGAUCAGUUUAUUGGCGUUUUUGCACAAAAUCGGCCAGAGUGGAUCAUCGCAGAGCUUGCCUGCUACACGUAUUCUAUGGUGGUGGUCCCGCUCUAUGACACCCUGGGCCCUGGGGCUAUCCGCUACAUCAUCAGGACAGCCGACAUCAGCACCGUGGUCGUGGACAAACCUCAGAAGGCCGUGCUUCUGCUGGAACAUGUGGAAAGGAAGGAGACUCCAGGGCUCAAGCUCAUCAUCAUCAUGGAGCCGUUCGAGGAAACUCUGAAAGACAGAGGGCAGGAGUGCGGGGUGGUCAUUAAGUCCAUGCAGGCUGUGGAGGAAUGUGGCCAACAGAAUCAUCAGGCUCCUGUGCCCCCGAAGCCCAGCGACCUCUCCAUUGUGUGUUUCACAAGCGGCACAACAGGCCACGAAGUCAGAACUGGAAGCUAAGCUGUCCUGCCCAGGCUCUGUGUGGUGGCAGUGGGAUGUACGGAGCCUGGCCAACACGUCGCGAUUUAGUGCCCAAGCCUCCCACUCCAGAGCUGUUGCUGGUGCCAGGGGCAGAGCUGGACAGUCGAGCACACCUCUCAUCACCCUGCCUGGCUGUGCUUGGAUUUCCUUGGCCUUCGCCUGAGCAUGCUGUGCCCCUGGUAGCCAACCUGUUGUCGACCACAUCAGCAAUGCGUGUCCUCAGCCUCACAGCCCCGGCCGGACCCAGAGACCCAGCGGCCCAGCUUCCCUUCCAUAGUACGCGUCCUGGCUCUUCACUAAGAGCCACACUGUUCUCCUGGUGGGGAAAGAUGGGAAAGAUGGAAAAUAUGAUCUAAACCUGACAU